Dichotomopilus funicola is the source of this 918-nucleotide messenger RNA. RefSeq lists its product as uncharacterized. The transcript is spliced from 7 exons. Bases 1 to 918 code for a protein of 305 amino acids. The record is from RefSeq and is a predicted model, not a curated record. NCBI's taxonomy places the organism in Eukaryota, Fungi, Ascomycota, Sordariomycetes, Sordariales, Chaetomiaceae. Gene Ontology annotation, molecular function: single-stranded DNA binding. Gene Ontology annotation, cellular component: mitochondrial nucleoid; mitochondrial chromosome. Gene Ontology annotation, biological process: recombinational repair; interstrand cross-link repair.
AUGGGGUCAAAGCCAUCAACAGAGGUUCCUCCACCUAAAACAGAGGUAAAGCAGCCGGUACCCGCUGCUGUGCAAGACGACGAUGAGCCGGAUGAGUGGGACAAGAGGAUAUUCAGUACUGGGUGUGCAGAGGAAAACGCGAAGAUGACGGAUUGUUACUACGAGAAGAAGGACUGGAGGGCUUGCAAAGAUGAGAAAUGCGCUGCCAUCCCCCAAGCCGCCACCAUCGACGACGUCGACCCGCAACUAGCCGCCCAAAUCCCCAUGCCCGGCGCCAACGGCGCAAACGGCUACACCAACGGCAACCCCUCAGCAGCCUUCACCGCAGCGCUCACCCGCGGCGGCAGCAACGGCGACGGCCCCGAGCAAUCCGCAAUCGACUGGUCGUCCUCCUUCCACGGUCUCUCGACAACAGCCUUCAGCCCCGAGACGGCGGCAGUUCUGAUGCAGCCGCUGGAUGCGAUUGAUAUUGAGAUCAAGCCGGAUGGGAUUAUUUAUCUUCCCGAGAUCAAGUACCGGCGGAUUUUGAACCGGGCGUUUGGACCGGGCGGGUGGGGGUUGGCGCCUAGGGGGGAACUGGUGGUGGGGGAGAAGGUGGUUACGAGGGAGUAUGCUUUGGUUGUGCAUGGCCGAUUUAUCGCCCAAGCCCGCGGCGAAUGCCAAUACUUCUCGGAAGAAACCAUCCCCACCGCCGGCGAAGGGUGCAAAUCCAACGCGCUGCUGCGCUGCUGCAAGGACCUGGGUAUCGCGUCCGAGCUGUGGGACCCACGCUUCAUCCGGACAUUCAAGAAGGCGCAUUGCCACGAGAUCUGGGUCGAGCAUAUUGUGAAUAAGAAGCGUCGGCAGGUGUGGACGCGCAAGGAUAGUGAUCCGGCGUAUCCUUAUGUUGUUGCGAAGGGGGCCGCGACGAGGUCGUAG